CGCCCUGGCGCCGGCGCGGGAGAGCCCAGCCCGGAGUCCCGCCGCGCAGCCCUGCCGGGUCUCCGGCGAGGCAGGCGGGCCCCCCGUCCGCCCGGGCUCGGGCUGCUCCGGGAAAGGGCCACGACGGGGGCCGGGGCAGGGUCUCCGAAGGGCCGCUAAAAGGCGCCCGGAAAAGGGCUGCCGCGCCCCCAAGCUCGGAGGCCCCGGCGGAGCUGCCCCCGUCCCGCCCCGCUUGGCUCGCGAAGGGGCUCCGCGGCGCCGACACGGAUUCCGCCGCAGCAGCGAGGCGGGCUGUUUCGUUCGCGAACAUCGCCGCGUCACGUGCGCAGGUGCCCGAGCGACGGCUGCGCGGGAGAAACGGCGAGGCGGGCGCGAAUGUCACGUCGGGACGCGCCCGAGGUCUCCCUCCCAACUCCGCGCCCGGGAAGGGGCGUGGCCUCUCCGCCCGCCGGGCGAGCCGCACAUGCGCAUUCCGCCCCUUUUGCCGUUGCCCGGCGACGCCGCGCGCGGCGAGAGGGUGAGCGGCGAGGGAGGAGGGGAGGCCCCGGGACCCCGGAGGCAAAGGAUGAGGAGGAUGAGGAGGAUGAUGAAUCUCCGGGAGGCGUGUCUAAGCUGCUUUGCUUUGGGCAAGACGAGGCGACUAACCCGUGUCGUGACUCCUCAGCAACGCGCUCGUGACGGGUCUCCAUCCCGGCGGGCGGCCCCUCUCCUCUCUCCGGCCCAGGAGCCUUUCUCGCGGGCAGCUUUCCUGGGUCCUGGGCCCGCUUUGGGCGCCCGGCAGGGGCCCCGUGUCCGAAGCCAGAGCGCCGUGAGCUCGGGGGGAUGAGCGACCGGGGCGGGCGAAGAUGUGAAAGCCCAGCUGCUUGGGGGGAGAAAUCCAUUGGGGGUUAACACAAGGGAGGGGCCCCUGGGCAAACUCAGGGCACACGCAGAGCGGGCACAUGCCCGUCGCCAGUCAUGCUCCCUUCACAGCAUCAGGUUUUUUUAUUAAAAUAAUUUUAUUGAGUUUUUCAUUUUUAUCAUAGUAAUAUACCAGAUAACAAAAAAUAGGAAUACAGUUCCCCAAAUUCCCCCCACUUCCCUCAACUUCCUCUUCUGUUUUUUUAAAAAAAAGUAUUACCUUCCCCUGCUUGCUUUAUUACUGUAUAUCUUAAUAUUGAGUUCUUUGUAUCAAAUGUUGUUGUUCUCUUAUCAUUUUAACAUCAUCUUUAUAUUUUCUGUGUUUUGUUCAUUGUAAGUGUUUACUCAAACCCUGCCACUGAGUCCAUUUCUUUUUUUUUUUUAAUAUAAUAUUUAUUGGUUUUACAAAAAUUCCAAAACAUACAAAAAUACAAAAAUUCCAAAGACAAAAAACAACAAUAACAGUGACAAAGGGAAAACAAAAAAUAACAAUAACCAUAACAAAGAAAGAAAAAAGAGAAAAAGAAAAAGAAACAGAAAAAUUUAAAAAUUUAUACUUUCCUUUAACCUUCUUAUCUUUCCUUAGUUCUUUGACUUCCCCGCACCUCCCCACUUGUAUUUCCAUUUAGAAACUCCUUUCAGCAAAUCCUUACCCUCCUUCCUUUAUCUUAACUCAAGAAACUUAAUCUAUUUAUAAAUAGAUAUUUUUACAACCUUAUCAAUCAAAUAUUCCAUACUCUUAAACGCAAGGCUUUUGCCAAUACCAGUUAUUUUCAAUCAGACCUCAAUUUAACAUUCAUUAAUUUUAUAGUAUUUCUGUAGAUAGUCUUUAAAUUUCUUCCAAUCUUCUUCCACCGACUCUUCUCCCUGGUCACGGAUUCUGCCAGUCAUUUCCGCCAAUUCCAUAUAAUCGAUUACCUUCAUCUGCCAUUCUUCCAGAGUGGGUAAGUCUUGUGUCUUCCAAUACUUUGCGAUAAGUAUCCUUGCUGCUGCUGUUGCAUACAUAAAGAAAGUUCUAUCUUUCUUUGGCACCAAUUGGCCAACAAUGCCCAGGAGAAAGGCCUCUGGUUUCUUUAAGAAGGUAUACUUAAAUACCUUUUUCAACUCAUUAUAUAUCCUUUCCCAGAAGGCCUUAAUCUUUGGGCACGUCCACCAAAGGUGAAAGAAUGUACCUUCAGUUUCAUUACAUUUCCAACAUUUAUUAUCGGGCAAAUGGUAGAUUUUUGCAAGCUUGACUGGGGUCAUGUACCACCUGUACACCAUUUUCAUUAUAUUCUCUUUUAAAGCAUUACAUGCUGUAAACUUCGUACCUGUGGUCCAUAACCGUUCCCAGUCAGCAAACAUAAUGUUGUGUCCAACAUCCUGUGCCCAUUUAAUCAUAGCAGAUUUUACCGUUUCAUCCUGAGUAUUCCAUUUUAGCAGCAAGUUAUACAUUCUUGAAAGUGUUUUAGUUUUGGGAUCUAGCAGUUCUGUUUCCAACUUUGAUUUUUCCACCUGGAAGCCAAUUUUUCUAUCCAAAUUAUAGACCUCUCUUAUUUGGUAAUAAUGCAACCAGUCUCGCACUCUAUCUUUUAGUUUUUCAAAGCUCUGCAAUUUGAAUUUAUCUCCUUCUUGUUCCAAGAUCUCCCAAUAUUUUGGCCACUUGGCCUCCAUAUUGGACUUUUUCAGGGCCUUUGCCUCCAUUGGUGAUAGCCACCUUGGGGUUUUAUUCUCCAAUAAGUCUUUAUAUCUUACACUGAGUCCAUUUCUUUGCAUUGUUUCUGUAGAUACAACAUAAAUGGUUCCCAGUCUUUUUUAAAGUCUCUAUUGUCUUUGUCUCGGAGUCUUUCUGUUAGCUUUGCUAUUUCAGCAUAUUCCAUUAAUUUUUGUUGCCAUUCUUCUUUUGUUGGUAUUUCAUCGCUUUUCCAUCUUUGUGCUAGCAGUAUCCUGGCUGCUGCCGUAGAAUCAUAGAAUCAUAGAGUUGGAAGAGACCACAAGGGCCAUCGAGUCCAACCCCCUGCCAAGCAGGAAACACCAUCAGAGCACUCCUGACAUAUGGUUGUCAAGCCUCUGCUUAAAGACCUCCAAAGAAGGAGACUCCACCACACUCCUUGGCAGCAAAUUCCACUGUCGAACAGCUCUUACUGUCAGGAAGUUCUUCCUAAUGUUUAGGUGGAAUCUUCUUUCUUGUAGUUUGGAUCCAUUGCUCCGUGUCCGCUUCUCUGGAGCAGCAGAAAACAACCUUUCUCCCUCCUCUAUGUGACAUCAUUUUAUAUAUUUGAACAUGGCUAUCAUAUCACCCCUUAACCUCCUCUUCUCCAGGCUAAACAUGCCCAGCUCCCUUAGCCGUUCCUCAUAAGGCAUCGUUUCCAGGCCUUUGACCAUUUUGGUUGCCCUCCUCUGGACACGUUCCAGUUUGUCAGUGUCCUUCUUGAACUGUGGUGCCCAGAACUGGACACAGUACUCCAGGUGAGGUCUGACCAGAGCAGAAUACAGUGGCACUAUUCCUUCCCUUGAGCUAGAUGCUAUACUCCUCUUGAUGCCGCCCAGAAUUGCAUUGGCUUUUUAGCUGCCGCGUCACCCAGUUGGCUCAUGUCAAGUUUGUGGUCAACCAAGACUCCCAGAUCCUUUUCACAUGUACUGCUCUCAAGCCAGGUGUCACCCAUCUUGUAUUUGUGCCUCUCAUUUUUUUGUAUAUUUUGUAUAUUUUUUUGUAUAUUUUGUACAUUUUUUAUAUUAUUUUUUUCGUAGCGUACAUAAAUAAUUUCUUCUUCUCUUUUGGCAGAUCUUGACCUGAAACACCUAAUAAAAAAGCUUCUGGUCUUUUAACAAAAGUUAUCAUAAACAUUUUUAAAAUUUCAUUAUAAAUCAUAUCCCAAUAAUUUUGAACUAUCUCGCAAUUCCACCACAUAUGAAAAAACGUUCCUUUUCUUUACAUUUCCAGCACUUAUUGUAGCCUGUUCUAUAUAUUUUUGCAGGUGUGAUAUACCAUCUAUACAUCAUUUUUAUAUAAUUCUCUUUUAACAAUAUACAAUCAGUAAAUUUUAAGUUCAUUUUCCAUACUUUCUCCUAGUCUUCCAUUUGUAUAUUGUCCUAGGUCUUGUGCCCAUUUAAUCAUUACAGAUUUAACCUCCUCAUCUUUUGUUUCCUAUUCUAGUAGUAAAUUAUACGCUUUCUUCAAAAGUUAGGUAUUAUCCUCUAUUUUUUCUCUUUGAAAUCUAGAGAUAGUAUAACUAAAUCCCUUCUUUUUGUCCUCUUUAUUUAUUUAUUUUUUUAAAGUAAUUUUUAUUAAAGUUUUAAACAACAAAGAAAUAAAAGAAAAACAUACACAAUACAUAUAACAAAAACACACAAAAAAAGUAAAACAAAAGCAAGAUUCAACAAUAAAAAGACAAAAAACAUAACAAUUAAAAACAAUAUCUCUUUUUCAUUUCCGUUUUUUAGUUGCUUAUUUUCUGGACUUCCUCAUACCUCCCUCUUUUGUAUUCCAAUCCAAAUUAUUUGUCCAGCAAUUUCUUUUCCACUUUUUUAAUCCCAAUCUUUAACUUUAAUAAAAUAUUGAAGUAUAUAACUUCAACUUCUUUAAACCUGAUCUUUAAUCUUAGUAUCAUAUAACGUUAAAAUUUUCCCUCUUAAUGUCAAAUUUCCGUUUCUUAAAACAUUUUUAUUUUUAUUUUUUUAAAUCAUAUUUAUUAAAGUUUCCAAAAAUAUAAAAAUACAAAGAAAAAAGACAAAAGAAAGAAGAUAUUUAAAAACCUUACUUUCAUUCCCUACUUUCUGGGACUCCCCCUCCCCCAAUUGUAUUCCCUUUUCCUUAAUUUUGUUCUUAAAGCUCUCACUCCAAUUUUAAAGAAUAUUUUGUUUAACCCACUAUCCAGAUUGAAUUGUACAAAUCUUACCACCGUACCACAUCAUUAACAGAAAAAGUAAAAAGAUUUUCCCCAAUAUCAACCCCAGUUCCUUCCACAAAUUCCCUUUUUUAAACACGUCCGAUCAAAGUAAAAUAACAUGCGUAAGUUAUGUAAAGAAAUAGAAAAUAAGAGAUAUAGAAAAAUUCAAAAAUGGUUACACAGCCUUUGGAUUUCAAAUCUCCCCCCUUCCCCGGUUUGAAUUCCCAUGUCCAUCAGUCUAUACAUUAUCAGCUUGGAAGUCUCAUUUCAUGACCAGAUUUCUCCCGAUUCCAUCUUGCCGGUUUUCUUUAGUUUAUUAAUUUAAAUAAUAUUUGACUUCAAAUGUCCAAUCUAACAAAGGCCUUUAAUUUCCUUGAUCUUUACCACUCCUCCCGUUGUUCUUUCCGUGUCGUAAUCAGUCCUUUAUUCUUCUUAUUCCUCACUUUCUCAGGUUUCUUGUCCUGUUCAGCUGCUAAAACUUUCUAAUUCAGAAAUCUAGUGUCUCUGCAGAGGUUUGUUAUUCAGGAACAAAACUUACGUCCAGUCCCUUUCUUUCUUCAAUAAAAAUUCCAUUGUCUUCCUCUGUAGACAAAAUACUCUUUCAGUUUUGCAGCUUUCCCAGAAGAUAACAAAUCCUGUGCGAAUCCCAGGGUAUUUUUCCACUUACGACCGUUCUUGUAGUAUCCCGAAACCCCUCUAGGGGGAUUGUAAUAACUUUGUAUCCUCUAAUCCAAAAGUCAAAUUGUUGCUUAUUUUCCAACAGUUUAUAUCCAUAUUAUAGCAAAUUGUAACAAAAUUAACCAGCAAGGUCCUCAUAACAAAGUCCUCUUUAUAUUCUCCAGCUUUGACAGCCACUUUGACAGCUGUCAAAGUCUCCGUCUCUCUUCACCAGGCUCCACGAAUCGCCCCGGUUCCCAGGGGGGGGGUUGCAUUUUUCUUCUCACCCUCCACUCUUCUCCUCCAGCACAUUUCUUAUAAUUUCCCAUCGUGAAAUUAAUGAUUUUUAUCAGAGACAUACUUCCCUUUGGACCUUGGUUACCCAGUCCUUGUUUUGGAAUGCUUACAAUAGGGGGAUUGACUUCCUUUUAAAUCGCCCCGCUCGUGCCAAAUCCAAAAUUUUGAACCCGGUUUCCCAAUUACUCACGGGUUGUUGUUAAUAGUCCAAAUUUUCAAUAGAAGAAGUCAGCGCUCUCCGUCGAAUGGCAUGCGGCUGCGCUCGGCAGGGAAAGCAGUGGACUCAGCACCACGCCACUCCCGGCACUCCGAUCCGAAGCCUUUAAAAAGGCUCCUUCACGAGUCGGGAGGGCGCUAAUGGUGCAAGCCGAGUCACCCAUGUCCACGGACUCCGUGCCCGUGGUUUUUAAGGGUCCCCGCGUCGCCGGCGCGGUAGGACCCAGCCCCUGCCGAGCAGACUCCCUCCGGAGCUCGGAGGGAGUCCGCCAUUCGGCGAUGGCGCUAACCCGGAAGUCUAAAACAUUUUUAAUCCUAAUCUUUAAUCUUAGUCUAUCAUUAACUUUAACCUGUACAGCACGAAACCGCUUAUUUUCAGUCCAACAUCACUCUAACAUUCUUUAAUUUUGCAAUGUUUCUGAAGAUAGUCUUUAAAUUUCUUCCAAUCUUCCUCCACCGACUCUUCUCCCUGGUCACGGAUUCUACCAGUCAUUUCCGCCAAUUCCAUAUAGUCCAUAAGUUUCAUCUGCCAUUCCUCCAGCAUGGGAAGUUCUUGUGUCUUCCAAUACUUUGCGAUAAGUAUUCUUGCUGCUGUUGCUGCAUACAUAAAGAAAGUUCUAUCCUCUGGUUUCUUAGGGAAGGUAUACUUAAAUACCUUUUUUAAUUCAUUAUAUAUCAUUUCCCAGAAAGCCUUAAUCUUUGGGCACGUCCACCAAAGGUGAAAAAAUGUACCUUCAGUUUCUUUACAUUUCCAACAUUUAUUAUUGGGCAAGUGAUAGAUUUUUGCAAGCUUGACUGGGGUUAUGUACCACCUGUAUAUCAUUUUCAUAAUAUUCUCUCUUAAGGCAUUACAUGCCGUAAAUUUCAUCCGUGUGGUCCAUAACUGUUUCCAGUCAGCAAACAUAAUAUUAUGUCCAACAUCCUGUGCCCAUUUAAUCAUAGCCGAUUUUACCGUUUCAUCCUGAGUAUUCCAUUUCAGCAGCAAGUUGUACAUUCUUGACAAAUUCUUAGUUUUAGGUUCUAACAAUUCUGUUUCUAAUUUGGAUCUUUCCACCUGGAAGCCAAUUUUCCUGUCCAAUUUAAAUGCCUCCAUUAUCUGAUAAUAAUGAAGCCAGUCUCGCACUUUGUUUUUUAGUUUUUCAAAACUCUGCAAUUUCAGUCUAUCUCCGUCUUGUUCCAAAAUUUCCCAAUAUUUCGGCCAUUUGACCUCCAUAUUGACCUUUUUGUCCUCUUUAAAUACCUCAUUCAACUGGCGAUAUUGCAGCCAAUCAUAUACAUGUUCUCUGAUCUCUUUAAGAACUUGACAGCAUCAGUCUUAAAAGCGCAAUAAAAAUAGUCACGGCGCAGAUAUCCAAGAUCCAAAAGACUUGCUUUGCUUCAGCUUUGCCCAAGUUUCCUGGAGAUUUUACUAAUGAUGCACCUUGGGAUAAAAAGCUUGACUGUUCUGAAAGGACCGAGCCUUUCUACAAGAACACAUGACCUGUGUGCUCAGGACGUGUUGGGCCGCCUUGGGUUUCGCAGAGCCCCCUCUUCCUCUCUGCUCACCUUGUUGCUCUUCUCUUUCCAGGGGGAUGAGUGCCAAGAAGGCGGCAGCAGCAGGAAAGCCUCCACUUCGGAAAGGGGCAAAGCCGGCAGCUCCAGCAAAGGGGGUCCCUGUGAAGGCAGGUAUAGUACCCAUGGGGAGGAGGAGGGCAGGGCUGAGGCUCUGCUGCAGAGCCAGCUGUGAGGAUCUACUGCACAGUCCAGGGUGUGGAGCAAGGGGUGCUGCAGGAUUUCUGCUUGUCUUGAGGAGUAUACAAAAUGUACUAUGCUAUAUAUAAUAUAUUCGGGGCAGCUCAAAUGUAUUUUGUGGUUCCGCUUGCCUAAGUGCAGAACCUCGCAUUUGCGCCUGUUGAAGUUCAUUUUUUUAGCUUGGGCCGAGUUCCCCAAUCUGUUAAGGCAGGAUUCUGUCUUCUGCAGCACUAGCUACCCCGGUGACAAUUAGCAUUUUUUGAAUUUGGUUUCUCUUUUAUUUUCCCGCUGGCUCGGGGCCCACAAUUGAUGGAAAAGAUGCUGCCCUACCAAGCAACAGCACCAGACCCCAAGAAGUGUCCCUGAGCAGCCAUCCCAAAGGUAGGCAGCGGCACAGCAGAUGCUAAUCGGGGUGGGUGGGUCUGCAAGGCCUUUGUGGCAGGGACUUAAUGGUGGUGAAAUAUGGCGGGGGAGGAGAGCAGAGACUCUCUUGAACAGGUUUGGUGCAAGAUUUUCCUCUGAGCCCGACUCCUUGUAGGCAGGCUGGCUUAUUCCCACAGUCAGCCCCACCACUGUUUGUGGCACUUCAUGGAGAGCUGUUAAGCAAGAACAAAAAUGAGGCAGGCUCUGACCCCCCCCCCCCCACACCUGGAGGGAUGGCAGAGGAAGGGGGACAAGGAAUAGUGAAGAGCAAAUGCAGCUGUUGGGCUCAGCCCAUUUAUUUAAUGUGUUCAUUUGUUGUUUAGUCGUUUAGUCGUGUCCGACUCUUCGUGACCCCCUGGACCAGAGCAUGCCAGGCACUCCUGUCUUCCACUGCCUCCCGCAGUUUGGUCAGGCUCAUGUUUGUAGCUUCGAGAACAAUGUGUUCUUAGACAUGUGUUCAUAGACAGCCAUUAAAGGCAAAACCCCUCACAGGGGAAUGAGGACCAGGAGCAGCACUAAAGUUUGUUACUUUCUUGUGAAAACGAUGAGGGUUAUGUUUUAUUUACGAGUUAGGUGCCUCAAAAAAUUAAUGUGCCAGAAUGAUAUACAGCCGAAAAAACAAAUUUAAACAUAACAGCACUAAUUCCAACAAUGUCAUCCUAAGAAGUCAGAAACAAGGCCAGAUGGACUCCAGAAACAACCAGAGUCUGGAAAGGCUCCAGAUCUCUGCAUUCAAAAUACCUGUUUGAGGGGAACACCCUGCUGCCAUCUCCUCCUCCAAUCUGCGUUGACCAGCAAAAAAUGUUACUUCGACUGACCUUUUCAUGUUGUGUAGAAUUUCUUUUCUCUGCAGGAAGUUUGUGACUAGGUUCCCCUCAGUUUUUUUCACCAGAGUUGAAGAAGCAGAGAAAAGGAGCAAGUAGCUCAGCCUUGUACCUACGCCCUUGCCUGGUAACUGUAGCUCUGUGUGAGAGCUCAUGUCUGCUGCGAGCUGGCUGGCUGGGAGGGGAGGGGAGGCCUGCCCCCUCCCUCCUGUGGGCCCAAGUCUCCAGAGAUAUGGAAUUGCCCCCCUCUUUUGCCAGCCUCCAGGCUAGUAGCAUUUGGAGGCUCAUUUACAAGGCUGAAGUACCUCUCUGGCUCAGUGCUGCAAAAAUGCUUCGCUGGUGUGGCUGUAAAGCAGGACUGAGGUAAGGCAAGACAAUAGACUGUACGUGGGGAACCUUCACCUGGAGAGCCCCCUAUCCCUAUCCCACAAGCGCCAUCACCUCCUAGGACCUAAACCACCAGCAAAUCCCUUGGGAUUCCCUUUUAUGGCCCUACACUUCUGCUUUCUGCCCUCAGAGCUGACGCGUGAAGCAAAGGCUGCGCUCACGUUGCAGAGUGCCUUCCGCCGCAUCUUGGCAUGUCGCGAGAGAGCGAGGCGAUUGCAAGAGCGACAGGAGUACAAUGAGUUAAUGGACCGCCUCCAGAGAGAGGUGAGGUGACACUUGGCUUUGGGAACAUGAGAGAAGCCCCCUCCAGGGGGAAGGGAAGCUGGGACAGACAUCAUCAACAUGAAGGCAUUGUAGACGAGACAGAAAAUCCAGUCCAGGGCUCGCUUGUGAGGGUGGUUGCUGGGGAAACAUCUCUGGCUUGAAGCUCAGGCUAAAGUCCUCCAGAUCUUCCUGUGGUCUCCCCGUGCUUUGCAUUCUUCUGGAUGCUCUUCCGCUGCCCAUCAGUGUGGAAAGCCUUCCUCUGUUUUGCCUCUCCGUGACUUGGCCUGUUGGCUCCAUGGGCUUCUGUCCUAGGCCUUUGCUGCGCUGGUGAAGAGGGAGCGAGAGGAAGCUGAGCGGGAGAGAAAGAAAGAGGAGGAAGAGAAGAAGAAGCAGCGGGAGGAGCAGCAGAGGAGGAAGCGGAUGUUGGAAGCGGCCUUUGAUGGGGACGUGGAAGAGAUGAAGGCCGUCCUGAAGGAGGUGGGCAAGGCCUCGCUGUAGUCAGAAUCACUCAGCCCUACCCUCAGCUUGUGGCUUCUGAGCUGUUUGCCUGGCAGCGCCUGAUCUCAUGGCCUGUGCAGGCAAAUUAGAGUCUCAAAAUGAGGACAGAGGGACCACAUGUGCACUUUGGACAGAGCGGGGGUGGCUUCAAGGAAGGCACAGAGGCUGCAUCAGGUGAAACCGACUGGACAAAAUAACCUCGGUAGCAGCACGGGGUACUUCAGCUGGAGUCAAGCUCACCCUCAACUUUAUACUCAAAGUGCAUAGCCGGUUGCUCAUAGGGCGCCCUGGGGAAUCCAGAGGUUCUGCUCUUGCACUGGGAGUCAGUAACCUCUGCACCGUCCAAAAUAAGUUUGCCAGCCGGCUCCCGGAUGAAACCAUGUGAGCUGCAAAAUGAGCCUUUUUCGCAGCCUGCGCUGCCACGUGGUAGGCACGAUUGUGUGUUCUUACCAGUGUUUGGUCAGCUUCAGAGUGAGACUUGUGCCACUUGGCUCCAGGCUUCGUCCACCCUGUUUCGUAUUCUGGUGCUCCUCAAAGUACCAAGUAGCAGCCAGGUGUUUUUUGGGCAGGAGUUGUUCUGAUUGUUUCUCUCUUCUUCCACAAAUCCUCUCCCCGCACCCCACCCUGGGACCUGCACUCUGCAGCCUUCCCACAUGCCCUUGUUUCAGUGAAGGCUCAGCAGAGACACCAUGAGGUCACGUCCCCCUCAGGGCUUGUUCAUAUCAGAAGGAAAGGCCUGCAGAGUGCGGAAGUAGUGUUUACUGGGGGUGAGGACCCCUGGGCCACCCUCAGCCAACUUGCAGCAAUAAGGUAAUCUCACUGCAUCCACUGAAAAUCUAAAGUGCCCUGAGAAUGAGGCAGAAAAAUAGAAGCCUCUCUAGCAUAGAAAGAAAACAUUUGAGAAAUUGAAGGGCAGAUUUUGGCACAUUACUAGUUUUACCACCCUGACUAAUUAGGUGUUGUCAGUAAUCUGGGCCUCACUGUGUUCAGCCCUGACUCCAGACAAUUUGCGGCCCUGAUGUCUGCCCACAUGUGAGGUUUUUGUACCAGUCCAACAGCCAGGUUCCCUGAGCAACUGAACCUUCUGUGCUGCCACCGCAGCUCAGCCCAUCAGUGUCAGCAGCAGCUUCAUAGCACAACUCCAGAAGGUCACUACACCGAGUUGGAGACUUCUUUGUGCCUUUUCUAAGCUGCAGGUUCAGGCUUUGCAGCCAGAAUUUAUGUGUGAGGGAGUAAAGCACAGGGGAGUUGCUGUUGUUGCUGCAAGGUUUAUUCAGCACCAAAAAUGUGUAAAAGCCAUGCCGUGGCUUUGCUCAGAGAAACAAAGCAGGGAGUGGAAAAAGGACCAGAUUGCUAGAGUGUAAGAGCUGCCUUCCUGGAUUGGGCCCAGGUGAGCCUAUCAAGCUCAGUAUGUCCUGUUUCCCGUCUCCGCCAACACAGCACGGCAGAGCUUCCUUUAGUUUGUUCUUUUGGCCUGCUCUCUGCGUGGGGCUUGUUUUGCCAGCUCUUGUGUUCUUUCUGAAAAGCCACUGAGGUUGGGGGCCACUGCCUGAGUGUGUGGGGAUGGAUUUUUUUUUAAUGAUAUUUAUUAAAAUUUCAGAGAAUACAAGAAUUACACAAAAACAAAAAGUAAAAAUACAAGAAAAUACAAAAUACAAAUUGCAAAAAAAGAGUAAAAGACACUUAAAAAGGAAAAAAAAGAAAAAGGAAAAUGGAUCAUUCUUUCCAUAACUUACAUUCAUAUCCUUGUUUCCCUGACCUCCUCAUACCUCCCUUUCUUGUAUUCCAGUUCAAUUAGUUAAGUCAGCAAUUUCUUUCCCUCUUUGUUUUCUCAUGAUUCUUUAACUUAAUAUAAUAUAACUUUAAAUUUUCAUCUGUUAUCAGUCCUUUUUUACCUACACCUUUAUAACAUUACUGCUUAAACCACCUAGCUUCAUUCCAACAUCAUUCUAACAUUCAUUAAUUUUACAAUAUUUCUGUGAAUAGUCUUUAAAUUUCUUCCAAUCUUCUUCCACCGACUCUUCUCCCUGGUCUCGGAUUCUGCCAGUCAUUUCCGCCAGUUCCAUGUAGUCCAUCACCUUCAUCUGCCAUUCUUCCAGAGUGGGUAGAUCUUGUGUCUUCCAAUACUUUGCAAUAAGUAUUCUUGCUGCUGUUGUGGCAUACAUAAAGAAAGUUCUGUCCUUCUUUGGCACCAUUUGGCCGACCAUGCCCAGGAGAAAGGCCUCUGGUUUCUUUGGAAAGGUAUAUUUAAAUACCCUUUUCAUUUCAGUAUAAAUCAUCUCCCAGAAAGCCUUAAUCCUUGGGCACGUCCACCAAAGGUGAAAAAAUGUACCUUCAGUUUCUUUACAUUUCCAACAUUUAUUAUCGGGCAAGUGAUAGAUUUUUGCAAGCUUGACUGGUGUCAUGUACCACCUGUAUAUCAUUUUCAUAAUAUUCUCUAUUAAGGCAUUACAUGCCGUAAACUUCAUACCUGUGGUCCAUAACUGUUCCCAGUCAGCCAUCAUUAUGUUAUGUCCAACAUCUUGUGCCCAUUUAAUCAUAGCAGAUUUCACCGUUUCAUCCUGAGUAUUCCAUUUUUUUUCUUAAGAUAUUUAUUAAGAUUUUUUAAAAUAUUACAAUAAGAAUGAAAAAAAGAAAAAAAAUGACAAAAAUACAAAAUAAAAAUAAUUAAAAACACACAGAUUUUCCAUUACUUAUUUUCCUUUGACUUAUUUCCCGGACCUCCUCAUACCUGCCUUUUUUGUAUUCCACUUUAAUCUGUUGGUUCAGCAAAUCCUUUAAAAGUAAUAAUAUUAAAUUUUUACCUAUUUAUAACCCUUUUUUCAUAUUCCCUUAAAGCAUUACAGCUGGAAACCACUUAAUUACUAUCCAACAUCAUUCUAACAUUCAUUAAUUUUACAAUAUUUCUGUAGAUAAUCUUUGAAUUUCUUCCAAUCUUCUUCCACCGACUCUUCUGCCUGGUCUCGGAUUCUGCCAGUCAUUUCUGCCAGUUCUAUAUAGUCUAUCACCUUCAUCUGCCAUUCUUCCAGAGUGGGUAAAUCUUGUGUCUUCCAAUAUUUUGCAAUGAGUAUUCUUGCUGCUGUUAUGGCAUACAUAAAAAGAGUUCUAUCCUUCUUUGGCACCAAUUGGCCGACUAUGCCCAGGAGAAAGGCCUCUGGUUUCUUCAAAAAGGUAUGUUUAAAUACCUUUUUCAGUUCAUUAUAUAUCAUUUCCCAGAAGGCCUUAAUCCUUGGGCACGUCCACCAAAGGUGAAAGAAUGUACCUUCAGUUUCUUUACAUUUCCAGCAUUUAUUGUCGGGCAAAUGAUAGAUUUUUGCAAGCUUGACUGGGGUCAUGUACCACCUGUAUAUCAUUUUCAUAAUAUUCUCUCUUAGGACAUUACAUGCCGUAAACUUCAUACCUGUGGUCCAUAACUGUUCCCAGUCAGCAAACAUAAUAUUAUGUCCAACAUCUUGUGCCCAUUUAAUCAUAGCAGAUUUCACCGUUUUAUCCUGAGUAUUCCAUUUCAACAGCAAGUUAUACAUUCUUGACAAAUUCUUAGUUUUGGGUUCUAACAGUUCUGUUUCUAAUUUUGAUUUUUCCACCUGGAAGCCAAUUUUCUUGUCCAAAUUAUAUGCCUCCAUUAUCUGAUAAUAAUGAAGCCAGUCUCGCACUUUAUUUUUUAGUUUCUCAAAACUCUGCAGUUUCAGUCUAUCUCCAUCUUGUUCCAAAAUUUCCCAAUAUUUCGGCCAAUUGGCCUCCAUAUUGAGCCUUUUCAGAGCUUUCGCUUUCAUCGGUGACAGCCACCUUGGGGUUUUAUUUUCCAACAAAUCCUUAUAUCUUAUCCAAACAUUAAACAGUGCUUUCCUAACAAUAUGGUUUUUAAAUGCUUUAUGCGCUUUGACCGUGUCAUACCACAGAUAUGCAUGCCAUCCAAAUACAUUGUUAAAACCUUCUAAGUCCAAAAUGUCUGUGUUUUCAAGAAGCAACCAUUCUUUCAACCAGCAAAAAGCUGCUGAUUCAUAGUAAAGUUUAAAGUCUGGCAGGGCAAAUCCACCCCUUUCCUUUGCAUCAGUUAAUAUCUUAAAUUUUAUUCUGGGCUUCUUGCCCUGCCAGACAAAUCUAGAAAUAUCUCUCUGCCACUUCUUGAAACAGUCCAUCUUGUCCACAAUUUGCAAUGUCUAAAACAAAAAGAACAUUCUAGGCAAUACAUUCAUUUUUAUCACAGCAAUACGACCCAACAAUGAAAGCUUCAAAUUUGACCAGAUUUCUAAAUCUUUUUUUACUUCCGUCCAACAUUUUUCAUAAUUAUCUUUAAAUAAGUUCCCAUUUUAGGCUGUCAUGUUAAUCCCCAGGUAUUUCACUUUCUUAACCACAGUCAGGCCUGUCUCAUUCUGAAACCUCUCUCUUUCAAUCAGUGUUAAAUUUUUCUCUAAAACCUUAGUUUUUAACUUGUUCAGUUUAAAUACUGCCAGUUGACCAAAUUCUUGAAUUAGUUCUAAAACCCUUUUAGUACUAGAUUCUGGCUCCUGUAACGUCAAUACUAAGUCAUCUGCAAAUGCUCUCAGUUUGUACUGUUUGGCUCCGACCUGUAUACCUUUAACCAACUGGUCCCUUCUAAUCAUGUUCAGCAGAACCUCCAGGACCGAUAUAAAAAGCAGUGGGGAGAUUGGGCACCCCUGUCGUGUCCCUUUUUCUAUCUUAAAUUCUUCCGUCACCACAUUAUUUACAAUUAGUUUAGCCUUUUGUUCUGAAUAAAUUGCACUUAUACCAUUUUCAAAACCUUGGCCUACCCCCAUCCCCUGUAGGUUCUUCUUCAUAAAACUCCAAGAGAUAUUAUCAAAGCUUUCUCCGCGUCCACAAAUAUCAAAACUGCUUUAGUAUUUAUGUUCACUUCUAGUUUUUCCAAAAUAUCAAUUAUAUUCCUCAAAUUAUCGGACAAGUGUCUUCCCGGGAGAAAGCCCGCUUGGUCUUUAUGAAUCUCUUCCAUCAAUACUUUUUUCAAUCUCUUGGCCAAAAUGUCUGCAAAAAUUUUGUAAUCCACAUUAAGCAAUGAGAUGGGGCGGUAGUUCUUAAGUUGCGUCUUUUCAGUUUCUGUUUUCGGUACAAGUGUAAUAUACGCUUCUUUCCACGACUCUGGUGCCCUUUUCCCUUCCAAUAUUUCAUUGCAGACUUCCUUCAAAGGUUGUACCAACCAUUCUUUUAAGGAUCUGUAAUAUUUAGAGGUCAGUCCAUCCAGUCCUGGAGAUUUACCUAGUUGCAUAUUCUGAAUGGCACCUUCUACCUCCUGUUCAGUUAUUUUAUAGUUCAACAUUAAUUUAUUUUCUUGAGAGAUUUUUUGUAAUCCAUUUGUUUUCAAAAAUCGGUCUACGUCAAUUUCUGUGGCCCUUGUAUAUAUAGUUGUUUAAAGUACCUCUGGAAACAGUUUAUAAUCUCAACUGGGAUCUGUAUAUUCCUUCCUUCCACUUCUAAAUUUGUAACAGUAUUUAAUUUUUGUCUUUUUUUCAUUUGCCAGGCCAAUAAUUUCCCACAUUUAUUGGCCGACUCAAAUGUCUUUUGUCUCAUUUGUUUAAUUUUCCAUUCUAUCUCCUGAUUCAUCAUUUUCAUAUAUUGUACUUGAUAUAACUUUAUUUCUCUCAAUAUCUCUUGCGACUUUGGUUUUGCUCUCAAUUUCUUUUCACUUUCCUUUAUUUUCUCCAAUAUUUUAUCCUUCUUUUCAUUUUGGAUUCUCUUCUUUAAUGCAUUCUGUUGUAUCAAGAACCCUCUCAUAACAGCUUUGCUUGCGUCCCAGAUUACUCUUUUUCAACAUUGGUGUUCAUAUUUAUCUCAAAAUAGUCUCUCAAGGUUUUUUGGGCCUUCUUAAUCACUUCUUCAUCUCUGAAUAAGGUGUCAUUCAUCCUCCAUCUGAAGGAACCGGUUGGUGUUAGUUUCAUCUCCAUCUUAACAGCAUUAUGGUCGGAGCAGGUUUUUGGGCAGAUUUCCACUUUUCUUAUCUUUGGUGCCAUUCCUCUAGUUACCCAUAUUUGGUCAAUUCUUGUCCCCAAAAUGGAGUUUUAAACUCUAAUAAAUUCUUGUACCUAUUCCAUACUUCAAUCAGCGGACCUCGGAAUAUGUGAUUUUCAAAACCUUUGUGCACUCUUUUUUUCUCAUACCAUAAAUAUGCGUGCCAACCAAAUCUAUUAUCAUAACCUUCUAAAUCCAACAAUUCUCUAUUUUCUAACUUUAUCCAUUCUUUCACCCAGCAAAGACAUGCAGCCUCAAAAUAUAUAUGCCAGGAAAGUCUUGCUGCUAAGACGCUUGGAGGUGGCAGGUGCGGGGGGCCGGGAGGAUGUCCCAGGCUGGUGCCAUGCUGGUUCUGGGUGCGGAGCCCAUGCUCCCUGCAUGGCAAGGGCCCCCUUUCCUGCUCUGCAGUGGCGCAGGGCAGAAUCGCCAUGGCCCUUCCCCACUGUGACCCACAGAUUUGGUUUCUCAAGGUGGCAGAGCUGGACACCAAGAGCGGCCUGGGGACAGACGAGAGGGGCAAGGCUCUGCGCCUCCAACAUCGCCUCAACAUGGUGGACUGCACUGACGCCAACGGCAACACGCCCCUCUCUGAGGCUUCUGGAGGGGGCCACCCUGACGCCAUCCGGAUGCUGAUAGAGAACGGAGCCAACCCCAACAGCCGGGUGAGAAGCAGGGUGAAAGGCGUUGUGGCCUUGAGCCAGAGCCAAGGUGGUGCUUGGGGGGCAGAGUGAUUCCGUGUCCCUGACCAGCCGCCUGCUUUCCUGGAGGCUGCUUUGCAGUUGACAUGAAGGGUGGUGGGCCAGCACCUCAAACCUCCCUCCCCUGGGAUUGCCAGCAAGGCUGGUGCCACAAGUGCCACUGGCUCACCUCUCUGGUGUCUCUGGCUUGGCAACUGGUGUGCAGGUGAGGCAGCCAGCAUACCUAAGAGGGUCACAGCCUGGUCUUCAAACUGGCUCUUCAGCAACCAGCAAGGGAAAGAGAGGGCAGAGUCCUGGGGAGGCAGCCUUGCACCCCACAGGGUUGGGGCCACAGCAACCAAAACUCAGUUUGCUUGAGCCAAAUGUGCUGCUGGAAAUUCUGCGUGGCAAAUUAAUAAUGUGAAGGAGUCUUGCUUGCUUUCUGUCUCCCCCUUCUCUCUGUGUAUUUAGCCCAUGCUGAGGGAUUUCACUGUUAAAACAAGAUUUUUUUUUUGUAACCUGAUGGGCCAAAGGCCAAGGGUUCUGUAGUCCCAUGUGUAAUGUCACUUCACGGACCAAACCCUUGACAGAUAAGGUCAGAUAAAAUAGCAUUGUGGUAAUGACUUAUCAGGAACAGCUAAGCUGUGGGGAGGAUCACCUGGCGCCUUCAUUACAUAUCUUUGGGCACCAGGCAAAAAUGAUUCUUUUUAACCAGGCCCUGGCUGACUAUGGCCUUUUAAAUGUGUUUGUGGGACGGGGUUGUUGGUUGGUUUUAUUUUGUGUUCUCAUUUUAUUUUUAUGUUGUGAAUAUAACAUAUGUUAUACUCAGAUGAAGAGCGGUAUACAAAUUCAGUUAAUAAAUAAAAUAUAUUGCUGCAUAUCUAUAAUUCUUUCUCUAAGCAGCUUAAAUUAAGAAUAAACUGAUGAAUAAGGGGUUGGAGACAGUUAAGAUUUUUUUCCUGUGUGUGUGGUUGUGGUCGGGUUGGUGGCGUGUGGAGUCCUGUCCUUGCCAGGAUGGAAAAGUGUUGGGGAGGCAGGAGGCGCUGCACCUGUUGAAUUGCCUUUGGACAUAGGAAGGUGUGGGUGGGAGGCAGGUGGGUCAUCCUGGGUGAUGGGGGCAUGGAUGGUUGCCACAAUCCCUGCAUCAGUCUCUGUGUACCUGGUUGCUUCCCCAUGGAGCUCCCUGCGCCUUCUUUGUGCCUUGUUAGUUUGGGGAGGAGACCUCUUGCUUGUGGCUGAAGAGCCUGCCUGCUGGACAGAUGAAAGAAAAGGUCUUCACACAGCAUGGGGGCUUCCCAAAAGAGGUGUCUGGCUGGCUACUCUGAGAACAUAGAUGGGCCUUUGGCCUGAUCCAGCAGCUGGGGGGGGGGCAGGGCAAAGCCUCCACCAUACCUAGUAGCCACGGAUAGCCUUGUCCUCCAUGCUGUUGUCUUUGACCACUUCCUGGGUCUGGGAAAUAUGGCUGUUGCCUGUUGUGGAUGGAGUCACACUCUCUGGAGGAGCAGCUAUGCAGGCGGAGGACAGGUCUGUCUCCAUCUUUGUCCCUGGAGGCAGAAGUGGAUUCAGGUGCUGGGAGCACCUUCUGACAAUAUGGCCCUGUGACAGCUGCGGCUGUCCCUGGAUUGGGAGGUUCCCUUUGGUCCGCUCAGAGCUGCAUCUUCAGUGUGGCAGCUCCCGCCCCUGGCCAGGCAUCAAAAGUAUCGGCAUGGAGGCAUCAACGUAAAACUCUUCUCUCUUACCCUUGGCUUUUCCUGGUGGCAUAGAAAUAUUUGUAAACCAAGAAUUAAAAUAAAUAUGACAGGGCAUCUGAGUCAGUCCGAGGGUGAGCAAGAGCACCUCUGGCAAUAGGAGGAGACUCCACCUCUGCAGCCCUGAGGGGCCAUGCUGUGCUGGAAGAGCAAGUGCAGAGCAAGUGGUGAAAGACCCUCCUCUGAUGUCCUCGAAGAGCCUGGGAUGGAACCUCACAGGGAAUCCAUCUUCCUAGUUAGUCUCUUCUCACCAUCCAGCCAGAAUGCACAAGGGAGGCAGUGGACGUCCGUGUCUUCAGUCUGUGCUGAAGAUUCACUCCUUGGUAACAGGCAGCCAAUAACUGUCGUUCUAGCAGAUGGUAUAUUGCAAGUCCAAUUCUCCCCCAUUCCAGAGGCAACCAGAACUCAUUUUUUAAAGAGUAAAAAGUUCUCAGAUGCUUUCCCUGCAUUGACAGAAUUAGAGAACUGUUGGAGUGUACUGUAAAGAGAUUGUUAGUGGCAUGAAUGUGCCUCCUGCGGAUGCUUCGCUUCCAGCUGCCUUCCUUCUGUAAACCCUGUUUGAUCUUCAGCCCCCUUUAUUUUUAAGGGCGCUUUUAACCGGACUCCUUUGUAUCGUGCUGCCUUUGCGGGCCACCUGGCAGCAGUGGAGCUGCUUCUCCAGCACGGGGCUGACCCUCGACUCUAUGCUGAUGACGGCAACACCCCAGAGCAGGUACCAACCCCAGCCGCCUCCCCCAGCAGCUGCUCUUCUCCUUGGCCUUGAGCUCCAGGUAGGCUGUUUCCACCAGGCCACCUGGCAAGAGAGCAAAGUACCGUAUUUUUCGCCCUAUAGGACGCACUUUUUCCCCUGCAAAAAUGAAGGGGAAAUGUGUGUGCGUCCUAUGGGGCGAAUUCAGGCUUUCGCUGAAGCCUGGAGAGCGAGAGGGGGCGGUGCGCACCGACCCUUAUGGCUCUCCAGGCUUCGGGAAGCUAUCCGCAAGUCUUGCAAGCCCGGCGGGAUGUCCCGCGGGCUCGCAAGGCUUGCGGGCAGCAGCCUGCAGCCCAAAAGCUCGGGGGACAGCGGGGAGGCGGAGCGCCGCCACCCUGCUAUUCCCCGACCUGAUCUGGAGGCUGGCGGGGGGGGGGGAGAAGCAAGCUUGCUUCUCCCCCCUGCCAGCCCCACAAGCUCGCGGGAUAGCGGGGAGGCGGAACUCUGCCACCCUGCUAUUCCCUGACCUGAUCUGGAGGCUGCGGGGCCCCGCCAGCCCCACAAACUCGGGGAACAGCGGGGCAAGCCGCUGCCCCACGGAGGCUAGAGAGGCUGUCCCUGAAGGCAGAAGAGGGAGACGGAGCGUUCCGUCUCCCUCUUCUAGCUUGGGGAUGGCUGUGCAAACCUGGGGGGGAAAUAAAAUUUCCCCCCUUGAUUUCCCCCCCAAAAAACUAGGUGCGUCCUAUGGGCCAGUGCGUCCUAUAGGGCGAAAAAUGCGGUAACUGAAAGAGAAGGGGAGCUGGUGUCCCUGAAGAAGCCAUGGAGAGAGAAGAGAGCAAGGGUGAGAGCGAGAGUGCCCUUGUCACUGCAUGCCAGGCCUGGUGGCUUGGAUGGGCAUUUCAAGCCCACAGCCCUUUUGUCUCUCCCAAGAUUGCUUCCCUGGACAGCUUGGUGGCUGUGCUGAACUCCUGGGACAUCAGCCUGACAGAGUCCAUGCUCCAGAAGAUGGAGGCAGAAGAGCAGCGAAGGGCGCAGCAGGACAAGAAGCAGAAAGAAGCAGAGACCCGACGGUGAGCCCUGCCAGGGAAGCUGCAGCUUGUGGGCAGCUGCUCUUCAGGGCUCAGGGCAGGAUCAAGCUGUAGGAGCUUUUGCAAAGGCACCCACUGGCACCCCCCCAUCCCACUGCAGCCAUUGUACGGCUCACCUGCUGUCACCUGGAGCCACUAGGUGCUGGCUCAGCCUGGAAGGUGACCCCAUAAAAAACAACCCCAGUGGAGCCAGUUGGAUUCCAGGGACAGCUCAGUCAGUAGACUCAAGGAGGGGGGGGGGGCAAGCUCAUGGUGUCCUGUAUCAGGCAGGGAGGGGUGCUUGAGCAAGCUGCUGAUGGAUUAGACCACAGGCAACCUUAUUCACCAUUCAUGUGUCUCCAACCCAGAUUGGCGGCCAUCACUACAUCUGGUGUUUCUUUAUAAACUACUUGAAGAAGUUGUCUUUCCUUUGGUGUGUCCUCAGCCUCCCACAUUCAGCUUCAUGGAAAGCCCUUGCUGGGCUUUAGGAUUGAGAGGGAGGAAAGAGUUUGCUAAAGCACCUGGGGAGUGGCAGCGAAGGGAGUCUGGCUGCAGCCUGUUGGCCCCUUCUCACUGCCAGCACAUGCCAGAGCCCACCAGGGCACCUGCCCCAUGGGAGCCAGAGAUGCUCCUGCCUGCCAAUGGGGAGGGAGGCUCUGGGGGCAGAGCCCUCCCCCUUCCCACCUUGGGCUCCCAGGGGUCCCCAUGGCCAGGGCAAGAGGGAGCAGGAGGAGGGCAGAAGGCGGUGGCUGGUGCAGGGAGGCUCUCCCCUUUGCCAACUGUUACUAUGACCAGUGACUACCAUGAAUCAUUGAGUGGCUGCUCUCAGAAGGAGGCUGCAGUUGCCCUCCGCUGGACCCCCCACCUGCUCCUGCUGCUAUUUCUCCUCAGACAGCUCACAUGGCCGUGCCAGCUGCUUCAGAUCUUCUGGUUUUCUUAAUAGAAGGAAAGAGAGUACUUACUUUGUUUUGGCAAUUCAUGCUAUGAUUUUACAUUUAAUUUUGACUGAAUGGUUACACUUUGUUCAAGAAUGACUUGCUUAUUGCAACAAACACUUGGAGAAAAAUCCUUUUCUUGUUAAAUUUGUUACGCGCUUACUCUGUUGUUUUCUUUUUUAUAAUACUAUUAAUUGAUAAAAGUUUCCUUAACAGAAGGAGAAAGAUCAGGAGAAUUAAAUGUAUAUUGCCAGCAAUUACAAUGAUAGAAUUGUAGUUGGAAGAGGUCCUUAAGGGCCAUUUAGUCCAACCCCAUUGCAUGCUGGUGGGGAAGGAGAGGCAACUUCUUGAAGAGGGUCUCUGCAGCCUCUGACUCCUCUUUCCCCUCCCCAGGAUGACAGAGGAGGUAGAGCAGCUGGCCAAGGAGCACGAGAGAUGCAGCAAGGAGGUGGGAGCCAAGAAGCUCUAUGCGGCCAUCCCCUUGUCUCUAUGGUCUUCCUUCCCAGAAGGCCCUCGGGUCUUGCCUGCCUUGGCACCUGCUGGCGCUGGGGUGGAUUUCAUGCCCUCUCCUUGAGCCAUGAGGGGGCUGUGCAGCAGGGCCCUGGCCCUCCCCGCUAUGGGGAGAAGCCACCCAAGGCUGGGCCCUCCCGCAGCCCCAGCUGUGUGGGUGUCCUCGUUCCUCCCUCUCCAUUUGCCAAAGGCUGGGCCUGCUCAUCCUCUUUGCAGCUGCAGCAGGCCUACUGCGAGCUGAACCGGAGGAUCACAGAGCACGACAAGUGCCAGCGGAAGCAGAUGGACAACGCGGAGAUCACCCUCCAUGUGAGCACCACCUUCCUGUAGCCUCUCUGAGCAGGCAGGCUUCUCUCUCACAGAGCCAUGCCCUUGCCCACCAAUGAGGAUGGCAUCCAAGUGGGUAGGAGAGCCUGAGCUCUCUGCCUUCUGUGCAGCUGGGGUCGAGGGCUUCCUGUUCCUUGGCCUGGCACCUUGGCUGUGUGCUGUUGAGCAACCCAUAAGCUGGUGGAGGGAGUGCCUGCUUGGCCUGCAGAAGGUGUGCCUGGGAAGAUUCCUGCCUGGCAUCCACUGCAGGCCACCCUGAGGGAGAGGAGGCUCUGCUGGGCACCCGGAGGCCAGUUCCCACAGGGCAAGGCCAGCCACACUCAGCACAAUGAGGGCUUCUCUGACAACCUGUUUCUGCAACAGGCUAUUGCGGACGCAGAAUCCCUGGUGCAGAGGCUGCGCACGGCUGCCGAAGAUGCUGAGGAAAAGGUCUCCCUAGCCCGGCUGAAGCUGCGGGAGCAGAUGCAGGAAGGUCAGUCCUGUGUAGUGAAAUGCUGUACUUGUUCCUGGGAGAGACGGGUCUACAGAAAAGUCCUGCCUAGCACUCCCACACCCUGAAGGACAAAGUGAGCAAAAGGCAUGAGGCUCCUUCUCAAGCAAUCAGAGGUCAUACAAUCAUAAAGUUGGAGGGGACCCAAGCGUCAUCUAGUCCAACCCUUGCAAUGCAGGAAUCUCAGCUAAAGCACCAAUGACAGAUGGCCAUCCAACCUCUGCUUAAAAACCUCCAAGGAAGGAGAGUCCACCACCUCUCGUGGGAGUCUGUUCCACUGCUGAACAGCUCUUACUGUGAGAAAGUUUUUUUCCGAAUGUAUAGUUGGAAUCUCCUUUCUUGUAACUUGAAGCCAUUGGGUUGAGUCCUACCCUCCGGAGCAGGAGAAAACAAGCUUGCUCCCUCUUCCCUGUUACAGGCCUUGAGAUAUCUCCUCUCAGUCUCCUCUUUUCCAGGCUAAACAUACCCAGCUCCUUCAACUGCUCCUCAUAAGGCUUAGUUUCCAGACCCUUUAUAGCAUCUUGGUCACCCUUCUCUGCACCCCUUCCAGCUUGUCAACAUCCUUCUUAAAUUGUGGCGCCGAGAACUGGACACAGUAUUCCAGGUCUAGUCUGACCAAGGCAGAAUAGAGUGGGACUAUUGCUUCCAUUGAUCUGAACACUAGACUUCUGUUGAUGCAGCCCAGAGUAGUGCUAGCUCUUUUUUUCCUGCUGCAUCACACUCUUAACUCAGGUUAAGCUUGUGGUCCAGUGCCAGCAGGUGGGUGGUUGGGAACAAUUCUUCUGGGAGGGGAGAAGAACUGCCACUUCCCAGUCUGAUCCAGUCAUAGAGUCAAGAGAAUUGUAGAAUUGGAAAUGUCCCCGAGGGUCAUCUGGACCAAGCCCCUGCAAUCCAAGAACUGGGAUGCUCCAGAUGGCCGUUUUUUGUUUUUUUAAAUGAUAUUUAUUAAAGUUUCACAUGAAAAGAGACACAUUAAUAAAAAAAAAGAAUUUAAAAAUAAAAAGAAAAAUACACAUUACAGGUUACAGAAUACAAAAAGAAAAAAGAAAAAACAGUUAAAAACAAUUCCAUCUUUUCAUCACUACUUUUACAUUUACUUAUUUCCCGGACCUCCUCAUACCUCCCUCUUUUGUAUUCCAAUUAAGUUUGUUUGUCCAGCAAUUCCUUUCCCUGCUUUUUAUUUUUAUUUUUUUUUUAAAUAAUUUUUAUUAAAGUUUUAAACAAAGAAAAAAGAAAAAGCAACACACACACAAAAAACAAUACAAAAUUUAACAAUAGAAACACACAACAUAACAAUUUAAAACAAACUCUCUUUUACAUUCCCAAUUUUGAAUUACUUAUUUUCUGGACUUCCUCAUACCUCCCUCUUUUGUAUUCCAAUCUACAUUAUUUGUCCAGCAGUUUCUUUUCCACUUUUUUAAACCCAAUCUUUAAUUUAAUGAAAUAUUAAACUAUAUAGCUUCAACUUUUUUAAACAUAAUCCUUGUUCUUAAUGUCAUAUACCUUUAAAUUUUUCCCUUUUAUUAUCAAAUUUCCAUUUCUUUAAACAUCUUUAAUCUUAAUCUUUAAUCUUAAUCUAUCCUUAGCUUUAACCUGUACAGCUGGAAACCACUUAUUUUCAAUCCAACAUCACUCUAACAUUCCUUAAUUUUGCAGUGUUUCUGAAGAUAGUCUUUGAAUUUCUUCCAAUCUUCCUCCAUCGACUCUUCUCCCUGGUCACGGAUUCUGCCAGUCAUUUCCGCCAAUUCCAUGUAGUCCAUAAGUUUCAUCUGCCAUUCCUCCAGCGUGGGAAGUUCUUGUGUCUUCCAAUACUUUGCGAUGAGUAUUCUUGCUGCUGUUGUUGCAUACAUAAAGAAAGUUCUAUCCUUUUUUAACACCAUUUGGCCCACUAUGCCCAGGAGAAAGGCCUCUGGUUUCUUGGGGAAGGUAUACUUAAAUACCUUUUUAAUUCAUUAUAUAUCAUUUCCCAGAAAACCUUAAUCUUUGGGCACGUCCACCAUAGGUGAAAAAUGGUACCGUCAGUUCUUUACAUUUCCAACAUUUGUUAUCGGGCAAGUGAUAGAUUUUCGCAAGCUUGACUGGGGUUAUGUACCACCUGUAUAUCAUUUUCAUAAUAUUCUCUCUUAAGGCAUUACAUGCCGUAAAUUUCAUACCAGUGGUCCAUAACUGUUCCCAGUCAGCAAACAUAAUGUUGUGUCCUACGUCCUGUGCCCAUUUAAUCAUAGCCGAUUUUACCGUUUCAUCUUGAGUAUUCCAUUUCAGCAGCAAGUUAUACAUUCUUGACAGAUUCUUGGUAUUGGGUUCUAACAAUUCUGUUUCUAAUUUUGAUUUUUCCACCUGGAAGCCAAUUUUCCUGUCUAAUUUAAAUGCCUCCAUUAUUUGAUAAUAAUGAAGCCAGUCUCGCACUUUGUUUUUUAAUUUUUCAAAACUCUGCAAUUUCAGUCUAUCUCCGUCUUGUUCCAAAAUUUCCCAAUAUUUCGGCCAUUUGACCUCCAUAUUGACCCUUUUCAAGGCUUUCGCUUCCAUUGGUGACAGCCACCUUGGGGUUUUAUUUUCUAGCAAAUCCUUAUAUCUAAUCCAAACAUUAAAUAAUGCUUUCCUGACAAUGUGGUUUUUAAAUGCUUUGUGUGCUUUGACCUUAUCAUACCAUAAAUAUGCAUGCCAUCCAAAUACAUUAUUGAAACCUUCCAAAUCCAAAAUGUCAGUGUUUUCAAGAAGUAGCCAUUCUUUCAACCAGCAAAAAGCUGCUGAUUCAUAGUAAAGUUUGAGGUCUGGCAGGGCAAAUCCACCUCUUUCCUUUGCAUCUGUUAGUAUUUUAAAUUUUAUUCUAGGUUUCUUGCCCUGCCAGACGAAUUUAGAAAUAUCUUUCUGCCACCUCUUGAAACAGUCCACUUUGUCAACAAUCUGCAAAGUUUGAAACAAAAACAACAUUCUAGGCAAUACAUUCAUUUUUAUCGCAGCAAUACGGCCUAGCAGUGAAAGCUUCAAGUUUGACCAAAUUUCUAAAUCUUUUUUCACUUCUGACCAACAUUUUUCAUAGUUGUCUUUAAAUAAAUUCCCAUUUUUUGCUGUCAUAUUAAUCCCCAGGUAUUUAACUUUCUUAACCACUGUUAACCCUGUCUCAUUCUGAAACCUCUCUCUUUCAAACGGUGUUAAAUUUUUCUCUAAAACCUUGGUUUUUAAUUUGUUCAAUUUAAAUCCUGCCACUUGACCAAAUUCUUGAAUCAGUUCUAAAACCCUUUUUGUACUAGAUUCUGGCUCCUGUAACGUCAAUACUAAGUCAUCUGCAAAAGCUCUCAAUUUAUAGUGUUUAGUUCCGACCUGUAUACCUUUAACCAACUGGUCCCUUCUAAUCAUGUUCAGCAACACCUCCAGAACCAAAAUAAAAAGAAGAGGGGAAAUUGGGCACCCUUGUCGUGUCCCUUUUUCAAUUUUAAGUUCUUCCGUCACAACGUUAUUUACAAUUAGUUUAGCCUUUUGUUCAGAAUAAAUUGCACCUAUACCAUUCUCAAAACCUUGGCCUACCCCCAUACCCUGAAGAUUCUUCUUCAUAAAAUUCCAAGAAAUAUUGUCAAAGGCUUUCUCCGCGUCUACAAAUAUCAACACUGCUUUAGUGUUUAUAUUCACUUCUAAUUUUUCCAAAAUAUCAAUUAUAUUCCUUAGGUUAUCAGACAAGUGUCUUCUUGGGAGAAAGCCCGCUUGGUCUUGAUGAAUCUCUUCCAACAACACUUUUUUAAAUCUCUUCGCCAAAAUAUCUGCAAAAAUUUUGUAAUCCACAUUAAGUAAUGAUAUUGGGCGGUAGUUCUUUAGUUGAGUCUGAAUGGCACCUUCUACCUCCUGUUCAGUUAUUUUAUAGUUCAACAUUAAUUUAUUUUCUUGAGAUAUUUUUUGUAAUCCAUUUGUUUUCAAAAAUUGGUCUAAGUCUGUUUCUUUCACGGGCCCUUGAGUGUAUAGUCUUUUAAAAUACUUCUGGAAACAACUUCUAAUUUCUGCAGGGUUCUGUAUAUUCCUUCCAUCCACUUCUAUAUUCGUAAUCGUAUUUAAUUUUUGUCUCUUUUUCAUUUGCCAUGCCAACAGUUUACCACAUUUAUUAGCCGAUUCAAAAGUCUUUUGUCUCAUUUGUUUAAUUUUCCAUUCUAUUUCCUGAUUCAUUAUUUUCAUAUAUUGUACUUGAUAUAACUUCAGCUCUCUCAGAGUCUCUUGAGAUUUAGGAUUUACUCGCAAUCUUUUUUCGCAUUCAUUCAUUUUAUUCAUAAUUUUAUCCUUCUUCUCGUUUUGAGUUCUUUUCUUUAUCGCAUUCUGUUGUAUUAAGAACCCUCUCAUCACAGCUUUACUUGCAUCCCAGAUUACUCUUUUCUCCACGUUGGAACUAAGAUUUAUCUCAAAGUAGUCUUUUAAAGUUUUUUGGGCCUUCUUAAGAAAUUCUUCAUCUCUGAAUAAGGUGUCAUUCAUCUUCCAUCUGAAGGAGCCAGUUGGCAUUAGUCUCAUUUCCAUCUUAACAGCAUUAUGGUCGGAGCAAAUUUUUGGGCAGAUUUCCACCUUUGUUUUUUUGGUGCCAUUCCUCUAGUUAUCCAAAUUUGGUCAAUUCUUGUCCAAGUCAUUUUGGCUUCAGAAAAGAAAGUUCCUUCUUUUGCCAAGGGGUUUCUAAUUCUCCAAAUAUCCACUAAAUCCAAGUUGUCUGUCAUAUCAAAAAAGGUUCUCGGUAGUCUACCAUCUUUGGUGACUACCUGUUUUUGUGCCUUGUCCAUAUAGGUAGAUACCACUCCAUUCAUAUCUCCCAUCAAAAUUAUGUUGUAAUCCAUAUGGUCCAUCAAGGUCUCAUGCAACUUCUUAAAAAAAUUGGAUUUCCCAUCAUUUGGUGCAUAAACUCCUACGAUCAAAAAUUUUUCUCCUUGUGUUUGAAUUUCAAUUGCCACAAAUCUUCCUUGGUCAUCCUUGAAAACAAAUUUUGGUGAUAAAUUAUCUUUUGCGUAGAUCACAACUCCUCUCUUUUUAACUUUAUCCGACGAAAUAAAUUCCUGACCAAGUCUUUUGUUUGUUAACAAUUUCCUGUGUAGUCUCGUUAUAUGUGUUUCUUGUAAACAAAUUAAAUCUAAUUGUUCCUUUUUUAAUAUGUGAAAUACUGACUUCCUCUUCUGAGGGGAAUUCAAACCCCGACAGUUCCAUGUUAAAAGUUGCAGGGCCAUGAUGUUAUUGUUUUGAUACUCCUCCUACUGCACCUAGUGCCUGUUCCUCGUCCGUCGGUGGUAUCCCUUCUUUCGAGCGAUCUUUUGGUUCCGGAAAUAGUUCUUUUUGUAAGUCUUCUCCGUGGUCUCUGUAGAAUUUAUCUUUAUCGUCUUCCGAUCUUAUUUUCCUCUUCUUUCCCUUGUAGGUAAAAGACAGGCCUUGAGGGAGUUCCCACCUGAAAUUGAUGUUGUUCCUUCUCAGCAGGAUAACCAGGUCUUUAUAUUUUGAUCUGAGAUCCAGAAUAUAUUUCGGAAUGUCUUUGAAUAUUUCCACCCUUUUCUGAUGAAUUUCCAAUGUUUUCCUGAAGUGUAGGCCCAAAAUCUUAUCCCUCUCUUCUUUUGUUCUAAAAGUAAUCAGACAGUCUCUCACUUUCUUUUCUCCUUUUCUCCCAAGUCUAAAUGCGUUUACUAUUUUGAAACUGUCUUUUGCCAGUUCUGGAUCCCAAAAGUCCAAAAAUUCCUGCGUGAGAAAUUCAGCUAAAUUGUCCUUUUCCACCUCUGGUACUGAUCUGACCCGAAGAUUCACUUGCUUCUCCCUCAAAUCUAUCAUAGACAGAGUUAGUUUAUGGUCUUCCAAUUGUUUAUGCAAUGUUGGUAAUUCCUCUUGAACCUCCUUAACAUCCGUAGCAGAAGUUGUAGCAAUUUCUUUAGCCUCUUCAGCAAUCUGGCGAGUUGCGGCCGAUUCCUCUAAUAAUUUCUGAAUAGUCUCAGUGUUGGUAUUUACUUUUUGGCCCAAAUUAUUUAUACUUGCUGUAUUUUGAUCAAUCUUCUCACAAGCCUCUGCUACUUGUUGACUUAUUUUACUCAAAGAUUCAUUAACUUUGGCCAAAACUUGAGCAAAGGCUUCUUCACUUGUCGAGCUUUUUACCUUUGAUUGUGCCGAUGAGGCUGUUGUUGAGGUUCCAGAAGGGCCUGAGACCGAAGCUCUCCUUUGUAAUCCUUCUUCUAUGCGAAUAUUCCUCCCCGAUCUUGUAGUCGAAGCCUCCGUCUUCUCUUUAUCUGCCAUUCCUUAGAUAAUUCUCAAGGUCAGACACGUAGUUAGAAUUGUACAGUGGAAAUUUCCUUCCAAAUAGUGUGAGAACUCCUCAAGCCUGCUACAGUUACAGUUGUAAUAAGUUGCAACAGUUCCAGGUUCCACUAGGGGACACUGUAACAGUCCUAAAAGUUCUUGGAUACUUUAAUUUCCUUUUAAGUCCCCUAGUUUGUUUAACAGGGAAUCAAUCUAUCACAGUUUUCAGCUUAAGACCAGGAGAUAUAUAUUCACAAGAUCUUAUCCAAACUUUUUAACCAAUGCAGGACUAGCUGUCAAAAUAUAUUACAUGACAGUACCUCUUUUUCCCCUAGGAUCUGGAGAGUCCUUUCCCAGGAAAUUGAGUGAUGGUUUAAUCUCUUCUUUUCCACUCUUUAUAAAGAAAUCACCUCCAAAGAUCUCCCCUAUUUUCCCUCAGUUUAUAGAGGGAAAAGUCCAGGUUCAGUGAUUGGAUUAAAGUCCUCUAAAAGCGUCCUUUCCAAAAGCUUCCGUUUUCAAGUUCAAUGCUUUAAGUCUAUCUACAAUAGAAGGAGGUUGACUUCCUUUUAAACCUCCUCCGUUUUCAGCCUGAUUUCAGAUCUAAUUUGUACAGUUCCAAUUUGAGUAAAUCCUACUCACGGAUCGUUGCUUUCCAAGUCCGAAUUUCAAGAAAGAAAGGCAGCGCUCUCCGAUUGACAGCUUGCGGCUUCACUCCACGAACGAGCAGACAGCCCACAGCACCGCGCUCUCCCCCGCUCCGAUUUCAAGCCCGUUUCUGGGCUUUUUGCCGGGUUGGGGGAACACCAAAUGUGCCCGCUGGGUCCCAGGUUCACAGGCUUCCCCGCCGGUGAUUUUUAGGGGUCCCCCGCUGCGCCGAAGCGGGAUUCGACCCUUUUUUCGUGGGGCUUAUUCCCUCUGACCGAGGGAAUCCGCCAUCAAUCGCUGGCGCCGCCUCCGGAAGUCCUCAACUAAAGAACUUUCCCUGCUUUUUAAUCCCAAUCCUUGAUCUUAAUAUAAUAUAACAUUAAAUUUUUACCUAUUAAAAACCAGUUUUCCAUUCUUUUAACCUUUUUAAUCCUAAUCCUUAAUCUUGAUCUAUAUAUAACUUUAAAGCCUGUACAGCUAGAAGCCACUUAAUUUCAAUCCAACAUCACUCUAACAUUCUUUAAUUUUGCAAUAUUUCUGUAAGUAAUCUUUGAAUUUCUUCCAAUCUUCUUCCACCGACUCUUCUCCCUGGUCACGGAUUCUGCCAGUCAUUUCCGCCAAUUCCAUAUAGUCCAUCAAUUUCAUCUGCCAUUCCUCCAGUGUGGGUAGCUCUUGUGUCUUCCAAUACUUUGCGAUGAGUAUUCUUGCUGCUGUUGUAGCAUACAUAAAGAAAGUUCUAUCCCUUUUUAACACCGAUUGGCCGACUAUGCCCAGGAGAAAGGCCUCUGGUUUCUUCAAGAAGGUAUAUUUAAAUACCUUUUUUAAUUCAUUAUAUAUCAUCUCCCAGAAAGCCUUAAUCUUUGGGCACGUCCACCAAAGGUGAAAAAAUGUACCUUCAGUUUCUUUACAUUUCCAACAUUUAUUAUCAGGCAAAUGGUAGAUUUUUGCGAGCUUAACUGGGGUUAUGUACCACCUGUAUAUCAUUUUCAUAAUAUUCUCUCUUAGGGCAUUACAUGCCGUAAACUUCAUACCUGUGGCCCAUAACUGUUCCCAGUCAGCGAACAUAAUGUUGUGUCCAACGUCUUGUGCCCAUUUAACAGAUGGCCGUUUUCUUUGUGUUGGGAAAGUCCUCUAAUGGCUUUGUUUUCUCUUCCAGUCUGUGAGGCCUGUUAGAGUGAGGUCUGCCCACAUCUUGUGCUUUGCAUUGCCCUGCUGUUCCAAGGAGCUCAUAGGGGCAACUUUGCCUCAGAGUAAACCCAUAAGAACUUUGGAAGCGCAUUUCAGCAGAAUCAGGCCAAAUGGGGUGAAUCAGGUCCAUCUGGUCUGGCCUCCUGGUCUCAGUGGCUCAGCAGGUGCCCCCAAGCAAAGUCCACAAGCAGGACUGGAGCAGCAACUUUCCCCACUUGUCAUUCCCAGCCAUUGAUCACCUGGCCAUGAAAUUUUCUAAUCUUUUAAAGCCUCCUUAGGCAGUGAGUUCCAUAGUUCAACUAUGGGCUGUGUGAAGAAGUCCUUCCUUUUAUCUGUCUGGAAUCUUCCAAUAUUCAGCUUCGUUGGAUGUCCCUGAGCUCUAAUGUUUUGAGAAAGGGAGACAAACUUUAUCUGUUUUAUCCAUACCAUAUCCAUACAAUGAAUAAUUUUAUGCUUUUCUAGCAUGUCACCUCUUACUCACUAAAAAGUCCCGAGCGCUGUAACCUUUCUUCAUAAGGGAGUCGCUCCAUCCCUCCCCCUUGAUCAUUUUUGCAGCCUUUUUCUGAACCUUUUCCAAUUCUACAGUAUCCUUUGUGAAGAGCGAUGACCAGAACUGGACACAGCAUUCCACAUGCAGUCACACCAGAGAUUGGUAUAAAGGCAUUAUGAUAUCAGCAUUUUUAUUUUCAUAGAAUCCUAGAGAUAGAGAGUUGGAAAAGACCUAAAGGGUCAUCUGGUCCAGCCCUGUGCAAUGCAAGAAUCUCAUGAUCAUGCAACGUCUGCUUUAAAACCUCUGCAGCUGAGUCCGCUCUCUCCAAGGGUUGAAAGUUCUUCUACAUUUAGCUGGAAUCUCUUGUAACUUGAAUCCAUUAGUUCAAGUCUUACCACCUGGAGCAGGAGAAAACAAGCUUGCUCCAUCUUUUAUCUGGCAGCCCUUUGGAUAUUUGAAGAUCCUUGAAAUAUCCAUUUUUUGCUUUGGUCCUUGCUACUGUCGAUGCUGCAGCAUCAAGGGGUGUCUGGAGCCCGCAGUGAGCCAUGUCAGGACCACAGUGCAGCAGUGCUCAGAGUUGUGCUGGUUUUUCAGGGUCAGCAGAAGAGUUCCAUGGCCUGAAGUGCUCUGUGCAGGAGCUGGAUGAUGUGCUCUUGAAAGACGUGGGUGGGAAAAUCCAUGCAGAUGGACGGUGAGUUGAAGGGAAAGCACUUUCACUAGACAUUGGGGGUCCUGGCCAGCAUCUCCCACAGCCUCCCCUUCCCUGCACCAAAAGGCCCCCUCUUUGGCCUCACAGUCUUAGCCCCUCCCAUUUCGCAGCUGCUGAGGCCCCUGCCCAUGAAGUUUCAGUUGCUGGGCAGUGUGGAAGACUUGCUCCCUCUUGUGCUUUCUCCCCAUAAGGUGGCCACUGGUCAUUGACCCUUCUGGGCAGGCAGCCAUCUUCCUGCGCUAUCGGGACACCAACUUUCUGAACACGGUGAACCCCAGCGACAUGGCUGAGGAGACCAUUCGCCUGGCAUUGCUGGGCUCUCUACGGUAGGGACACAAGCCAAAUGCCGGGCAGAGAGGCUGCCCACUGCCAGGCAGAAACACCUGGGGGAGAGAAGCACUGCUGCUGCUGCCACCUGAUGACCUACAGCCGUGGCAGGAGUGAGGUAGCAUCCAAAGGCAUCUGGUCCACUGAGCAAGAGGCAAAGACUUGCCCUCUCCUGUCUCCUCCAGAUAUGGGAAGCCCCUUGUCUUUGACAUGAUGGAGGUGAACAUGUUUGACACAGUGAAGAAGCAGCUGGAACGGCUUAAACCAGGCUUGGCAGAGGCACUGCUGGACAAGAAGAUCCUACAGAAUGAGAGGUGGGACAGUUGACCUUCCAACCGCUGUUUAAAAGCCUCCAUGAAAGGAAAGCCCACCACCAUCCAAGGGAGUCUGCUCCACUGUCAGACGACUCUUAGCAUCAGUCCUGUCAACUGACAAAUGGGUGCCCAAAUCAAGAGAGCCAGUGGUUUUCUCAAUACCUUUAGUGCCUCCCCGCCUCCUACCGAGAGGGUGCUUGCUCCCCCUCCUUCAGUCUGCUCUCUCUCUCAUUCCCAUCUUUCUCCAUUCUGGGCACUUGCUUCCCCCAUGACCCUUCUAAUGCUCCAGCCAGGCUUUGGGCAGCCUGCCAUGCAAGUCCCAACCCCCCACCCCAGGACCGAUGGGAGAUUUAUUUCAACCUGCUCUUGCAGCUUCAUUCUUUUGUGGGUUUCUACCAGAUUUUUUAUUUCUGCAAAAUUCCAGACUUGUCAUAGCUUUUUGCCACCUCCCACUUGGGUGCGGAUGGUACUCUUUUUGUUGUAUAGUAAGUGGCACAGAAAUGAAGAGCAGGAUGCUUUGGGCAGAAAUUAAUGGCCCUGUGCUCCGUGAGCAGAUGCCCCCAAGCCCCACCGAGCGAAUAUAUUCAUUGCCCAGAGCACUGGUCCUGCUUUAGGAAGCCAAGAGGCAGCGUGGAAGGUCAAGGGUCCUCCUCCCCCUGCCCCCCAAGCAGCAGCAGCACAGGGGCCGCUUUCUAUGAGACUUACUCCCGCCUUGCUCUGUCUGCAAUCUUGCAGGUAUCUCUCCCUACGGAGGCCAACAGAUGGGCCUGAAUAUGCAGAGACAGAGUUUCAAGCAGCUCGAAUAGAAAAAUUCAAACUCUUCAUUGUAACUAAACAGCAGCAUCCUCCCGAAGAGAUGCUGCAGCGGCUCCUUCCGAUCCAGGUCAUCCUGUCCCGGUAGGCAAUGCACUGCAGGCGGCCUCAUCCAGUGCUGGACAUUAAAGGAAAACCUGAGCAGCGGGUUUGUGUCCUGUAAUGAAUCUUGUAGGCCCAGCACCCUGCAGGUUCUCUGCAAAGAGCUGGCUACCUGCAAAGCAAGGGGGCAAGUGGUUGCCAGCCCCCACCAGUGGCUGCAGGUGCUGCUGGCCCCCAAGUGAAGCUGUGGCCCUUAGCAGGCUGCAGCCUCACUAAGACUUGCUUGUUUUCCCCCCUAGAAAGCGAGGCUUUCGGAGAGCCCCCUUCUCAUACCAGCGUCCCUUUGCCCUGUGAAAAGUACAUCCCAAAGCCUUGGGGCCAGUCCUCACCUCAGCCAUGAAGCCUUUUCUUAGCACAACUCAUUCCCCUUGACUCUUGCAAGCAGGCAGGCAGGCAGGCUUGAAUGCAAAUAAAGGUUUCCUUGAAAAGGUGCCUCUUGAGAAUUUC
Molecule: messenger RNA, 33759 nt
Organism: Podarcis lilfordi (Lilford's wall lizard)
Lineage: Eukaryota; Metazoa; Chordata; Lepidosauria; Squamata; Lacertidae
Source: the annotation of a GenBank genome assembly